UUACACAGUCGUCGCAGUGGAUGCACGCCGUCGCAAAUCCAGUUUUCCGUAAUUUAAAAAUAAAAUCCAAAUUUAUUUGAGUCGAGACGUUCGGCGAGUGUACAGUUCGGGCCUGUUGAUAAAUAACUUGUGGUUUACGAAACAUAUAUCGGACUUAUACAACAUACAUAACAACCCCUAACGAAUUUUCUACCACUGUGAGGAUUAACGUCCUCCAUCAACUCCGCCACCAUGCUGAUAAGACUGAUAGCAAAAAACUCAAGGAUUCCGGCCAGUGCCACCUUCAACUUAACGUCGAAAUGCACCAGAAACUACUCGAUAGAAUACAAACCGAUCAGGAGCGUAUUGGUAGCCAACAGGGGCGAAAUUGCUGUCAGGGUCUUCAGAGCUUGCAAUGAAUUGGGGAUCAAAUCUGUUGCUAUUUACUCUAAAGAGGACCGAGGACAUGUUCAUAGGUUAAAGGCUGACGAGUCCUAUUUGGUGGGGGGAGAAGGUAUGUCGCCAGUAGAAGCUUACCUAAACAUUCCACAAAUAGUGAAAAUUUGUAAAGACCAAGGUAUCGAUGCCGUCCAUCCCGGUUAUGGGUUUUUGUCUGAAAGGGCGGAUUUUGCCCAAGCAGUUAUUGAUGCUGGAUUAAGAUUCAUUGGUCCCUCUCCGAAGGUGGUCCAUCAAAUGGGUGAUAAAGUGGCUGCCAGAGAGGCCGCCAUUGCUGCCGGAGUACCGAUAGUGCCAGGGACAGAUGGACCAGUUUCCACUUUAGACGAAGCUAUGGAUUUUUGCCAGAAACAUGGAUUACCUGUGAUAUUUAAGGCUGCUUAUGGUGGUGGUGGCAGAGGCAUGAGGGUAGUAACCAGCCUGGAUAAAGUAGAAGAAAACUACAAAAGGGCCUCCUCAGAAGCUCUGGCAGCUUUUGGCAAUGGAGCCCUAUUUAUUGAAAGAUUCAUCGAACGACCGAGGCAUAUCGAAGUUCAGCUGCUCGGAGACAAAGCCGGAAACGUCGUCCAUUUGUACGAGAGAGACUGUUCGGUGCAAAGGAGGCAUCAAAAGGUGGUGGAAAUGGCCCCCGCACCCCAUUUGGACCCAAAGAUCAGACAAGCCAUGACCGAUAUGGCGGUUAAGUUGGCCAAGCAUGUCGGUUAUGAGAACGCCGGUACCGUGGAGUUCUUGUGCGAUCCUAAGGGGAACUUUUACUUUAUUGAAGUCAAUGCCAGAUUACAGGUGGAGCACACCGUAACGGAAGAAAUCACCGGGAUUGACUUAGUGCAGAGUCAAAUUAGGGUGGCUGAAGGAGUGACGCUGCCGGAGUUGGGGAUAACACAAGAAAAAAUUCAACCUACUGGUUUCGCCAUUCAAUGUCGUGUAACCACUGAGGAUCCAGCGAAGAAUUUCCAACCAGACGUCGGAAGGAUCGAAGUAUACCGUUCUGGAGAAGGUAUGGGAAUUCGUCUGGACGGCGCAUCUGGAUUCGCUGGUGCAAUAAUCUCACCCUACUAUGAUUCUUUGUUGGUAAAAGUGAUCGCGCACUCGAUCGACUUGCCAACUGCAUGUGCCAAAAUGGAGAGAGCUCUAAGGGAAUUCCGUAUUAGAGGUGUAAAGACCAACAUUCCGUUCCUCGUAAACGUAAUCACCAAUCAAAAGUUUAUUAAUGGUUCUGUUGACACGCAUUUCAUCGAUGAAAAUCCGCAACUCUUCCAAAUGACCCCCACUAAGAAUAGAGCCCAGAAGUUGCUGCAAUAUUUGGCAACUGUUCUCGUUAACGGACCCCAAACACCAUUAGCGACCAAGUUGAAACCUGCAGAAACUGUGCCUCAUCUGCCUGACGUCUCCAUGGAGUACCUUUCUUACACACGUGACCAAAAACCUGAUGUGCACCCCCCAAAAGGAUUUUAUCAAAUCUACAAAGAACAAGGGCCAGAAGCCUUCGCCAAGGCAGUAAGAAACCACAAAGGGCUACUGUUAAUGGACACCACAUUCCGUGAUGCGCAUCAGUCACUUUUGGCCACCAGGGUGCGCACGUACGACUUACUGAAAAUCUCUCCAUUUGUCACACAUAACUUUAGCAACUUGUAUUCGAUGGAAAAUUGGGGAGGGGCCACUUUUGACGUAUCGCUAAGGUUUUUACACGAAUGUCCAUGGGAACGUCUCGAAGAAAUGCGCAAACUCAUCCCGAACAUUCCAUUCCAAAUGUUGUUGAGGGGCGCGAACGCGGUCGGCUAUACAAAUUACCCCGACAAUGUUGUUUUUAAGUUUUGCGAAUUAGCCGUGAAAACCGGCAUGGAUGUGUUCAGAGUUUUUGACUCGCUCAACUACUUGCCAAAUUUGAUUUUGGGUAUGGAGGCGGCUGGCAAAGCGGGCGGAAUCGUGGAGGCGGCUAUUUCCUACUCCGGUGACGUCAGUAACCCGAAAAGAACCAAAUACGAUCUGAAAUAUUACGUUAAUAUCGCGGACGAGUUGGUUAAAGCCGGCACACACGUGCUUUGCAUCAAAGACAUGGCUGGCCUGUUAAAGCCCAAGGCAGCCAAGAUGUUAGUUUCUGCUUUGAGAGACAAGCAUCCGGACGUGCCUAUUCAUAUUCACACUCAUGACACUAGUGGGGCAGGAGUUGCCUCGAUGUUGGCAUGCGCCGAGGCAGGCGCUGACGUCGUUGACGUCGCGGUGGAUGCCAUGUCUGGAAUGACGUCACAGCCCAGUAUGGGAGCUAUCGUUGCCAGUUUACAAGGCACCCCACUGGACACUCAGUUGGAUCUGGCGAAGGUUUCCGAAUACUCAGCUUAUUGGGAACAAACUAGGACACUAUAUGCACCAUUCGAAUGCACCACCACAAUGAAAAGUGGCAACGCCGAUGUGUAUAUUAACGAAAUCCCUGGUGGUCAAUAUACGAACUUACAGUUCCAGGCGUACUCCUUGGGACUGGGCGACUUUUUCGAGGACGUUAAAAAGGCUUAUGCGCAGGCAAAUGAAUUAUUAGGUGAUAUAAUCAAAGUGACUCCUUCAUCCAAGGUGGUGGGCGACUUGGCACAGUUUAUGGUGCAAAACAAACUUAAGCCCCAAGACGUUUUGGAUAAGGCGGAAGAAUUGUCGUUCCCUAAAUCUGUAGUGGAAUAUUUACAAGGGGCUAUUGGGCAGCCUUAUGGAGGCUUUCCAGAGCCACUAAGGUCCAAAGUUCUAAGAAACAUGCCUAGGAUUGAGGGACGUCCUGGAGCCAGUUUGCCUCCCUUGGACUUCACAGCAUUGCAAAGUGACUUGGCGGAGAGCUUCCCAGGUAUUGGGGAGCGAGAUGUAAUGAGUGCUGCUCUCUAUCCUCAAGUGACGAGAGAAUAUUUGUCGUUCAGAGAUAAAUUCGGACCGGUUGAUAAGCUGGACACAAGGAUAUUUUUGACUGGACCAAAAGUGGGCGAAGAGUUCGAGUGUACUAUUGAUAAGGGCAAAACAUUGGGUAUCAAGACUCUUGCCAUGGCGGAAGAUUUAACAGAAAACGGCGAAAGAGAGGUCUUCUUUGAACUAAACGGCACACUCCGUUCAGUGUUUAUUAAGGAUACCGAAGGUUCGAAGGACAAAGUGGUUCACCCCAAGGCUGACAAAGCAAAUAAGUCACAAGUCGGUGCUCCCAUGCCUGGUACUGUUAUCGAUAUUAGGGUUAAGCCUGGAGAUAAAAUCGAAAAGGGCCAUCCCGUGGUGAUCCUUUCGGCGAUGAAAAUGGAAACGGUGGUGCAAAGUCCAGUCGCUGGUACCGUAAAAGAAGUGAAAGUGGACCUGAAUAUGAAAAUCGAGGCCGAAGAUUUACUGAUGAUCGUGGAGUAGACACUUGUUCAUACAUUUAUGUUGUUAUUUGUUAUUUUUAUAUUUAGAAUUUAUUACAUAUAAUAGUUUUUAUAUUUGUU
Anthonomus grandis grandis is the source of this 3881-nucleotide messenger RNA. RefSeq names its product pyruvate carboxylase, mitochondrial. The transcript has 16 exons. The coding region runs from base 232 to 3801 and encodes 1189 amino acids. Gene Ontology annotation, cellular component: cytoplasm. Gene Ontology annotation, molecular function: pyruvate carboxylase activity; ATP binding; metal ion binding. Gene Ontology annotation, biological process: gluconeogenesis; pyruvate metabolic process. Lineage: Eukaryota; Metazoa; Arthropoda; Insecta; Coleoptera; Curculionidae. The record is from RefSeq and is a predicted model, not a curated record.